Macrobrachium nipponense is the source of this 2202-nucleotide messenger RNA. RefSeq lists its product as uncharacterized. Bases 1 to 2202 code for a protein of 733 amino acids. The record is from RefSeq and is a predicted model, not a curated record. The transcript is spliced from 11 exons. NCBI's taxonomy places the organism in Eukaryota, Metazoa, Arthropoda, Malacostraca, Decapoda, Palaemonidae.
AUGCUUCCAGAGCAGAGUACUUCCAGCAGCCCCCCAACUGCCUUCAGUCUGCCAGCCUUGGAUGCUUCAACAAUAGAAUACUUCCAUCAGCCCCCCAACUGCCUUCAGUCCACCACCCUUGGAUGCUUCCGGAAGCAGAGUACUUCCAGCAGCCCCCCAACUGCCUUCAGUCCACCAGCCUUGGAUGCUACGAGAAUAGAGUACUUCCAGCAGCCCCCCAACUGCCUUCAGUCAACCAGCCUUGGAUGCUUCCAGAAACAGAGUACUUCCAGCAGCCCCCCAACCGCCUUCAGUCCACCAACCUUGGAUGCUUCCAGAGUAGAGUACUUCCAGCAGCCCCCCAACUGCCUUCAGUCCACCACCCUUGGAUGCUUCCAGAGUAGAGUACUUCCAGCAGCCCCCACUGUUUCCAGUCCACCAGCCUUAGAUGCUUCCACAGUACAGUACUUCCAGCAGCCCCCUAACUGCCUUCAGUCCACCAGCCUUGGAUGCUUCCAGAGUAGAAGCAGCACUUGGUCUUUCAGUCCACCAGCCUUGGAUGCUUCCAGAGUAGAGUACUUUCCAGCAGCACCCCAAUGCUGCGCCACCAGCCUUGGAUAUUUCCAGAGUAGACGUACUUCCAGAAGCCUCCAACUGCCUUCAAUCACCAUCCUGUGCAUCCAGAGCAGAGUACUUCCAGCUGCCCCCCAACUGCCUUCAGUCCGCCAGCCUUGGAUGCUUCCAAAGCAGAGAUCUUCCAGCAGGCCCCCAACUGCUUUCAGUCCACCAGCCUUGGAUGUUUCAAGAGUAGAGUACUUCCAGCAGCACCCCAACUGCUUGCAGUCCACCAGCCUUGGAUAUUUCCAGAGUAGAGUACUUUCAGCAGCCCCCCAACUCAGCCGAAAUUCAGAGAGAGUCAGCCAGCCAUUGGACUGCUUCCAGCCAGCUUGGAUGCUCCAGAGCCAGAGUACUUCCAGCUGCCCCCCAACUGCCCUUCAGUCCACGAGCCUUGGAUGCUUCCAGAGUAGAGUACUUCCAGUAACCCCCCAACUGCUUUCAGUCCACCAGCCUUGGAUGCUUCCAGAACAGAGUCCUUCCAGCAGCCCCCCAACUGCCUUCAGUCCACCACCCUUGGAUGCUUCCAGAGCUGAAGUAGAGUACUUCCAGCAGACCCCCAACUGCUUUCAGUCCACCAGCCUUGGAUGCUUCCAGAACAGAGUCCUUCCAGCAGCCCCCCAACUGCCUUCAGUCCACCACCCUUGGAUGCUUCCAGAGCUGAAGCAGAGUACUUCCAGCAGCCCCCCAACUGCCUUCAGUCCACCAGCCUUGGAUGCUUCCAAAGCAGAGAUCUUCCAACAGCCCCCCAACUGCCUUCAGUCCACCAGCCUUGGAUGCUUCCAGAAUCAGAGUACUUCCAGCAGCCCCCCAACUGCCUUCAGUCCACCACCCUUAAUUGCUUCUGGAGCUGAGUACUUCCAGCAGCCCCCCAACUGCCUUCAUUCCACCAGCCUUGGAUGCUUCCCGAGUAGAGUACUUCCAGCAGCCCCCCAACUGCCUUCAGUCCACCAGCCUUGGAUGCUUCCCGACCCCCCAACUGCCUUCAGUCCACCAGCCUUGGAUGAUUCCAGAGCAGAGUACUUCUGGCAGCCCCCCAACUGCCUUCAGUCCACCAGCCUUGGAUGCUUCCAGAGCAGAGUUCUUACAGGAGCCCCGCCACUGCCUUCACUCCACCAGUCUUGGAUGAUUCCAGAGCAGAGUACUUCUGGCAGCCCUCCAACUGCCAUCAGUCCACCAGCCAUGGAUGCUUCCAGAUCAGAAGUAGAGUACUUCCAGCAGCCCCCAACUGCCUUUAGUCCACCAUCCUUGUAUGCUUCCAGAGCAGAGUACUUCCUGCAGCCCCCCAACUGCCUCAGUUCACCAGCCUUGCACGCUUCCACAAUAGAGUACUUCCAGCAGCCCCCCAACUGCCUUCAGUCCACCACCCUUGGAUGCUUCCAGACAGAGUACUUCCAGCAGCCCCCCAACUGCCUUCAGUACACCAGCCUUGGAUGCUUCCAGAGUAGAGUUCUUCCAGUAGCCCCCCCAACUGCUUCCACUGUCAGUCCACCAGCCUUGGAUGCUUCCAGAGCAGAGUACUUCCAGCAGCCCCCCAACUGCCUUCAGUCCACCAGCCUUGGAUGCUUCCAGAGUAGAGUCUUUUUUCCUUCUUUUGAGAUCAUUUAA